This is a messenger RNA of Cotesia congregata, 1845 nucleotides long. NCBI's taxonomy places the organism in Eukaryota, Metazoa, Arthropoda, Insecta, Hymenoptera, Braconidae. The record is from the annotation of a GenBank genome assembly.
AUGAAUCGAAUAAAUGAAAUUUUUGAGAAAGAUAAAAGCUUACCAAUCAUCAGCGAGGAAGAUAAAAUUGAACUCAUGAUAGAACAUUUUCUGUCAACGGGACCACCGGUGAUAAAAAACAAAAGGAAGGAUGCGUCGAGAGCGUUGGAAUUGAUUAAAUCAGCCAAUGACUCAUUCAAAUUAAUGCGAUCAAUGUAUUUGAUAACAAUGUACACCGAAGCAAUAAUGAACGCGCCGAUAGGUUCACCAGAGCUAGCCCGCGGAUUCGCGAGCCGCUCAGCUGCUUUGUGCAACGCACGACUGUUCGAAGAUUCGUUGAAAGACAUCGACCGUGCGAUGGCCAUCGGUUACCCUGAUCACCUGAAAGGCGCGUUGUACCUGCGUCGUGCUAAGAACUUGCUAUCACUGGACCCAAAGAUGCGCCCAGAAGUUCAAGAAGCUAUCGCGGAAGCGCGUCGUUUGAUGGACAAAGUCGACGUCGACAGUGAAAAGAAGAUUGACAAAGCGCUGAAGAAACUUCGACAGAAGGAUUCGUUCAGUGAGCCUUAUAAGAAGUGGGACUCGCAUAAGUUUCUUCCUCCAGUACCUAAUGAUAACCCACUGAUACCUCGAGCUUCAGGAGGAAUCGCUUUGAAUUAUAAUGAAGAAUUCGGCCGGCAUGUUAUUGCGACUAGGGACAUUAAAGCGGGGGAAACAUUGAUAUUAGCCAAGGCUUACGUGUCUGCGGUUAAAGUCGAUAAGAUGGCCAAAUUCUGCUGGUAUUGCUUACAACGUACCUGGGCGAGCGUUCCCUGUAAUUUGUGUAUUAACGUCGUAUUUUGCAGUGAAGAAUGUCGUGAUAAGGCUUGGAAUGAAUAUCACGACAUUGAAUGCCGUUUUUUGACUGCUAUAAAAACUGAAAAUGUUGAUCCGACAGAUAUUUUAAGUAUCAAGAUGACUAUUAAGGCUGUCAAGGAAGCUGGUUCGUUGGAAAAACUUAAAGAACAAGUUGACAUGCUAGAUUCUAUGACAGACAAAAUAAACAGUAAUUUAAACAAAAAUGUUUUUGAUGACACUCGUUAUGAAACUGUUUGCAUUAUUAACCGAGAUAAAUUAAAUCAUAAAGAAGCAAUUGCAGAUGUAGCUAGAUCAGUUGAAUUAUUGUAUUAUUUAAUGAAGUCUACUAAAAUGUUUGGAAAAAAAAUAGUCAAUCUACAGAAGCCUCGAAAUAAUCAAUGGGUUAAUUUCAUGUUGAAGCUGAUUUUUAGGCACAAAGAAAUUUCUCAUCAUGCUGUUGAAUUGAGAGUUAGAAAAGCAGAAGACCAUGCGCCUAUUCGUUCUUAUAUUUUGAUACCUUUGUAUGGAUUCUUGAACCACAGCUGCGAUCCAAACUUUCACAAAAUGACUUCUGGUGACAUGAAUGCUUUGAUUUCAACAAGAUAUAUUAAAAAAGGCGAGCAAAUUUUUAUGAACUAUGGAUCUAGAUUCCAAAUGAUGGACAAAUGGUCAAGAGCAGCUUACUUGGAGCGACAUAACUUUAAGUGCCAUUGUAUUCCUUGUGUUAACAAUUGGGGACCUAAUUCAAAAUUACCAUCAUUUAUGGAACAACCGCUACCAAUUACAGCCAAACAAUUUUUAGCAGUCAUUGCUCUAGAUGCUUCACAGCAUGUUUCAAAAUUUUAUGAUGACAAUUUAAACGUCGAUCGCCGUGAAAAACCUGACAGCUACUUUUUAGAGUGCAUCAACAAAUUCAAAGGAUUCCUGAACUUUUACGGAGGUAUCGUUAGUUACCCGUGCCAAGAGAUUGAAGACUGCAAGCAGGCGCUUACCGACGCUCUGAAACUCGUCGACGACCAUUCCUUAUAA